UUUAGUAUGGUACAAGGAUAUAUCAAUAGUCAUAAUAUAAAGUUAUAUAAAUUCUAAGCUACAUAAUUUAUUUGUAAAUAAUAAUUUAUCGACGAGUAAGGUAUUUGAUUAGCGCGGGGGAAUCGUGGCUGCGUCAGCGCGCAAAGGUUGGCAGCAGUGCCAGUAACCGCUAGAGUUUUACAAAAGGCUACAAAUAAUUUUCGGGUAGUGGCUUUGUGAGUGACAUCGUAACCUUCCUGACGCGCGAUUAACCCCGGGGGUUGUUUGCGUGUUUAUCAGUGAUUUACCAAGGUCGUCCCGAUUAAAUUCGUGAUCUGAACACUGCCGAGCAGACGUAUGAAUUAGUUUAGUGUUAACCGUGUUAGUGUAGAGGUUGCUCGCUUGUGCCGGGUUUAUCGUUGCAUCCUCGUUGACGAGAAUUUCAUCUGGCGAUGGGAAACUUUCAUACCUGCGGUCCAAACGAAGCCCUCGUCGUAUCAGGAGGAUGUUGCGGGUCGAUGAAGAAGAGGACCAUCGUCGGGGGCUACGCCUUCACUUGGUGGUUCGUCACCGACGUGCAGCGACUCUCCCUCGAGGUGAUGACCCUGAACCCCGUCUGCGAGAACGUCGAGACCGCCCAAGGUGUACCAUUGAGCGUCACUGGGGUGGCACAGUGUAAAAUCAUGAAAGCGGACGAACUUCUGCACACUGCCAGCGAACAGUUCCUCGGGAAAAGCGUCUACGAGAUCAAAUCGACGAUCCUCUCCACCCUGGAAGGUCACCUACGCGCGAUACUGGGCACGCUGUCGGUGGAGGAGGUGUACAAAGAUCGAGAUCAAUUCGCGACGCUAGUGAGGGAGGUAGCCGCACCGGACGUGGGCCGGAUGGGCAUCGAGAUCCUGUCGUUCACCAUAAAGGACGUUUACGACAACGUUCAAUACUUGGCAUCGCUUGGCAAGGCGCAAACGGCUGCGGUUAAACGAGACGCCGACGUAGGCGUCGCAGAGGCGAACCGCGACGCUGGUAUUCGGGAAGCGGAGUGCGAAAAAGCGGCGAUGGAUAUUAAAUAUAACACCGACACGAAGAUAGAGGACAACGCCAGAUUGUAUCAGCUGCAGAAAGCAAAUUUCGACCAGGAAGUCAACACGGCGAAAGCAGAGGCUCAGCUGGCGUACGAGCUCCAAGCGGCGAAGAUAAGGCAACGGAUACGAAACGAGGAGAUACAGAUAGAGGUGGUCGAGAGGCGCAAGCAGAUCGAGGUGGAGGAGCAGGAAGUACGACGAAAGGAACACGAACUUCAUAGCACCGUCCGGUUACCCGCGGAAGCCGAACAUUACAAAAUGGGCGUAGUGGCCGAAGGAAAGAAAACGCAAACCGUGAACGCUGCCGUAGCCGAGGCUGAAAGAAUUCGAUUGAUCGGCAAAGCCGAAGCUCAGGCUCUCGAGAUAGUGGGAAUGUCGGAAGCGGAACGUAUGCGGUUGAAAGCGGCUGUCUAUAAGAAAUACGGAGACGCUGCCAUUCUGAACAUCGCGCUCAACGCUCUGCCCAAGAUUGCAGCGGAGGUGGCAGCGCCGUUGGCAAGAACCGAAGAAAUCGUUCUCCUCGGCGGUAGCGACGCGACCAGCGGAGAACUCACGCGCCUUGUGGGGCAAGUACCUCCAGCUGUUCAAGCACUGACCGGUGUAGAUAUUUCAAAAGUGUUGAGCAAGAUACCGGGAGCUAAGUAAUAGUGGACGAAGAUGCGACAGGACAGAACGGCGACUAGGCGAUCGGACACUCUUGAAUCGGCUGAAUAAUGGAGCGAAACACUAUACUGCCAAAAAGUUUCUCCGCGACUCUAUCAUCCAAUCAGUGACACUCCACAUUCGUUCUAUCCCCCGAAUUACUCUACCUCAGACAUGAAUCAAGCGAGGCUGAACACAUCCGGAUCGAUCGAGCCACCGGCACGAGCAGCAGACGCGUUACCGAUUCGCGGGGCCCUAUCCACGCCGGAUCGCUCGCAACGCACAUUAAACUUCAUUGAAUCUUCAUCAUCGUUCCCAAGCACGUUUCUUUUCUUUCCAAGCAAUCUACCGAAGAUUCUACCAAGAUUUUUCACAGCCUGAACGUUUCUAACGACGCGACCCUUUAACGUAGAGGACGAGAAGGAAAGAGGCAAAUCGGUGCGAGCAACGUGGGGAGACGAUCAUCGGGUACGUACAGAACGUAUUCCAGGUUUAGUCGAUUUUCGCGGAUCUAUUGUGAUGAACGAUGCUCGAUCAUUGUGUUCAAUCUCGCGAAUAAGGAAAACGAGAAAGGGUAAAAAAAAAAAAAAUCUAUGUUCGUGCGGAGUAGACGCGUGGACGUUAGGUAUACGUAGUCGUGUACAUAUACUCAUAGCAAUGUGUGUAUCAUAGAAUCUGAAGUUUCUAUCUCGCUUAGACCGUGGCGCGGUGAACGAGGAGCCCGAUUAAAAUUAUACAAGUCUAUAUUUCUAUUCGGAAUACUCGGUGUCAAAUCGAAGAUGCGAUUGAACUUUCUAUUAGGAGAGCAAUAAAACGACGUUUCCAUCGUGUUUAUUCGAUUAACAGAAUGUGAAUCGUCGGACCCUCGUUCGAUCGCGUUUAAUAGGAUUCUCUCGGUUGACCACGCAUCGGAAUCAGAGCCAUAAAAUGUCCAAAACGACGACGGAAGUGCCAAUCAUGUAAAUAACAGAGCGCCAACGUUAUACCAGAAACGGAUUUAAUAUGAUAAAUCAAUCUCUUCUGUUGCGUAAACGAGCAUUCUGUUGUUCCGCACUUGUUUCCUCACUCGGUUCGCGACCAACGCUCGCAUGCACGAUUAUAGCUUCGCCGUUGUCCCAAGAUUGUCAUAAUUGUUUCACCUGACGAUAUUUCACUGACGAAUUAAGGAUGUAUUGGCUAUACAUUCAAUUCCAAAAGUUUAUGCACUUUAGAAACACAUUUUUU
Messenger RNA from Ceratina calcarata, 2927 nucleotides. It is a transcript of the gene Flo2, whose product is annotated as flotillin-2. Gene Ontology annotation, biological process: regulation of myoblast differentiation; protein localization to plasma membrane. The record is from RefSeq and is a predicted model, not a curated record. NCBI's taxonomy places the organism in Eukaryota, Metazoa, Arthropoda, Insecta, Hymenoptera, Apidae. Gene Ontology annotation, cellular component: flotillin complex; cytoplasmic vesicle; plasma membrane. Bases 432 to 1706 code for a protein of 424 amino acids. The transcript has 8 exons. Gene Ontology annotation, molecular function: protease binding.